AUGGACCCCAAAGUCGGAGUCGGCGUUUUUGUUCUCAAUGCUGCAGGCAAAUUCCUGAUCGGUAAGCGAAAGGGGAGCCUUGGCGCUGGCACAUGGGGACUACCAGGUGGACACCUUGAUUUUGGUGAAUCUUUUGAGACUUGCGCGGUCCGUGAGACUCUCGAAGAAACAGGUCUGAAGAUUCAGGAUGUGCGGUUCCUGACGGCCACGAAUUCAAUCUUGAAAGCGGAGAAUAAGCACUACAUUACCAUUUUCAUGGGUGCUGUCUGUGAGGAUGGUGCUGAACCCCAGGUAAUUGAGCCGGAUAGGUGCGAGGGGUGGGAAUGGAUCUCGUGGGAUGAAUUGCGGGCGUAUGGGGAGGAGCAAAUCAAGGCUGGUGACGGGUUCGAGGGAAGAAGGUUCUUUUCGCCUCUUUUGGGAUUAUUUGAACAACGUCCGGAUUUUCGAGUUUGA
Penicillium roqueforti is the source of this 453-nucleotide messenger RNA. RefSeq names its product nucleotide triphosphate diphosphatase NUDT15. Gene Ontology annotation, cellular component: cytosol. Bases 1 to 453 code for a protein of 150 amino acids. Gene Ontology annotation, molecular function: 8-oxo-7,8-dihydrodeoxyguanosine triphosphate pyrophosphatase activity. The record is from RefSeq and is a predicted model, not a curated record. Gene Ontology annotation, biological process: dGTP catabolic process. Lineage: Eukaryota; Fungi; Ascomycota; Eurotiomycetes; Eurotiales; Aspergillaceae. The transcript has 3 exons.